This is a messenger RNA of Xyrauchen texanus (razorback sucker), 2223 nucleotides long. RefSeq names its product phospholipid phosphatase-related protein type 4 (gene plppr4b). NCBI's taxonomy places the organism in Eukaryota, Metazoa, Chordata, Actinopteri, Cypriniformes, Catostomidae. Gene Ontology annotation, molecular function: phosphatidate phosphatase activity. The record is from RefSeq and is a predicted model, not a curated record. Gene Ontology annotation, biological process: signal transduction; axonogenesis; phospholipid dephosphorylation. The transcript is spliced from 7 exons. Bases 1 to 2223 code for a protein of 740 amino acids.
AUGUCUUCGAGGGAAAGACUUAAAGAGAAGAUGAUCAAAGAAAGCGUGUCUCUGCUGCCAUGCUUUUAUUUCGUUGAGCUUCCUCUUCUGGUCUCAUCUGUGGCCAGUGUGUAUUUCCUGGAAUGGACAGACAUUUUCAAACCGGUCCGCUGGGGUUUCAGCUGCCAGGACCGCAGUUUGAGUCUGCCUUAUGUUGAACCCACACAUGAGGUCAUUCCAUUCCUAAUGCUCCUCAGCCUCGCCUUUGCAGCUCCUGCCAUUAUGAUCAUGAUCGGAGAGGGGAUUCUGUUCUGCUGUCUAUCCCGAGCGAAAUGUGGGGGCGGAGCUGAAGCCGAUAUCAACGCGGCUGGCUGCAACUUUAACUCCUUCGUCCGGCGUGGUGUCAGGUUUGUGGGGGUUCACGUGUUUGGCCUGUGUGCCACGGCUCUAAUAACUGACAUUAUUCAGCUGUCGACGGGUUACCCCGCACCUUACUUCCUGACUGUCUGCAAGCCCAAUUACACCCACCUCAACACCUCCUGUGAUGAAAGUUCCUUCAUCUUGGAGGACAUCUGCUCAGGAUCUGACGCUGCUGUCAUCAACGCUGGCAGAAAAUCCUUUCCGUCUCAGCACGCCACACUGGCGUCCUUUGCUGCCGUGUAUGUCUCGAUGUACUUCAACAGCACGCUAACAGACUCUUCCAAACUGCUGAAGCCUCUGCUGGUAUUCUCCUUCAUCAUCUGUGCCAUUAUCUGCGGCCUGACCCGCAUCAUUCAGCACAAGAAUCAUACCAUUGACGUUUACUUGGGCUUCUUGCUUGGAGGCGGCAUUGCUGUUUACCUAGGAUUGUUUGCUGUUGGAAAUUUCCAACCCAGCGAGGAGAACCGAAAAAAUCAGCUUCAUGUUCGGGAUUCUCACCAAACUAUGACUGACCUCUGCCAGCAGGGUCACCACCACCCUGCCAAGAGCUGUAGUGACAGUGACGGGCUCUCGUCAAUGUGCUCAGAGGGCAUCUUACACCGCAACACACAACAGCACCAGGCAAGAUCUCUUAGCAGCCUGAAGAGACCCGGUGGAAAUGUAGAGGCCAUCACUCCCCGCAGUACUCCACACAAGGAGAACAUGGUGACCUUCAACACCCUGCCCAGAGUCCAUACGCCCGCCAUGGACGAGUCUGCCUUCCGCAAUGCCACCAUCCACUCCUCCUCUGUGGAUUCAAGUAGAUCCAAGCUGCUGUUGUCGCAAUGGAAGAACAAAAAUGAUAACCGUAAACAUUCCCUGCAUACCAACGAAGGUGGAGCCGGGCAGUCUCCGCCCAAUAGCAUGGAGGUCCGCUGCAGCUCUGAACCAAUGGCUGUGGGAACCAACAGUGAACACCAGGCACCUGCAACGCCGUACCUCAAACUGGCUACUGGAAGCUCGACUCUACCCAACAACCCUAGCGGAAUCACUGGUGGCACUCGGAUGCCUGUCCAAUCUCGUCCAGGUUCUUCGCAGUUGGUGCACAUCCCAGAAGAGACACAGGAUAACAUGGGUGGCUUGCCAAACAGCAACAAUGUUCGAGACAAAUGGCUAAUGAGCAUGGAAAGGAGCGUGGACAAGGGUGAAGUACCGGUGGUUAGGACUAACUCUAAUGGUCAGCCACGAAUCAUGCAGGUCAUUGCAAUGUCCAAGCAGCAAGGUCUACUGCAAGGAAGCUCACCCAGUUCUGAAAGUAGUAGUCACACUAGCUCCACAGCACCAUUGCAGCGCUACAAGAGCUUGACCGAGGAGACUGGAGGCCAGAGCAGCACAGGGGCCAUCAUAAGAGUGGAAGCCCAUCCAGAAAACGACCAGCCCUUAAUGCAUGCACAUUCCAUAGACGGAAGUGGCUCUUGGACCUGGAAGUCCCAGAGUAGCUUUAGACAGUCAUUUGAGCUUAAUGACUUAAAUCGAGAUUCAGAGAGCUCAGAAUCCGCUCGGGACGGGAAUAGCUCUACAGACAGAAAGAGGAACGGUCCUAAAGCUGUUGCUGUGCCAACUGUUCCCACCAUUUCCACAUCAGGCGGGGACCACCACCCCAACCAAACCAUUUCCACCAUCCGGGUUACUCCUAUGGAAAUGACCGAGUCUGGGCCAGGGAGCUGCGAAUCUAUCUUGCAGAGAAAAAACAGGAUCCUGAUCCCUGAAAGAGGAAACAGCCCGGACACCACCAGGAACAUUUUUUACAAGGGAACAUCAACCACACCAGCUUUCAAAGAGUAG